Aphanomyces astaci is the source of this 1257-nucleotide messenger RNA. RefSeq names its product TKL protein kinase. The coding region runs from base 32 to 1066 and encodes 344 amino acids. Gene Ontology annotation, biological process: protein phosphorylation. The transcript has a single exon. Lineage: Eukaryota; Oomycota; Saprolegniomycetes; Saprolegniales; Verrucalvaceae. Gene Ontology annotation, molecular function: ATP binding; protein kinase activity. The record is from RefSeq and is a predicted model, not a curated record.
UUGCACGACCUCGUUCCACAUCAUCAUCAUCAUGGGCUGCGCGUCGUCAUCUACACAGCAUCAAGCGUACACCCCACCCACACAUACCCUCAAGCAGACGCCGGAACGCGCGAAAUCCGUCCGCCAAGACGAGUCCGCCACGUCCGGCGUCAUGUUGCACGCGUCCAUGUACCCCGACCUGGCACCUUACUUUGGCGAGUACUUCAUCGACGGCGACGAUUUGCGCAUGGUGCGGCAGAUUCCUGCGUCGUACAUGCGGACCGAGAUGGGCAACUUGAACGGCGCGUCCGUGCUGGUCAAGUCCAUGGACGCGAGUGCGUCCGCGGCGGACAAGACCAAGUCCCACAAGGCGCUGGUGUCGGAGAUCUCGUCGCUCGCGCGCAUCGCGCAUCCCAACAUUGUCGGGUUUGUGGGCUUCUCCAUCAAUACGACCUCCAAGGGACUCGUGUGCGUUUCCGAGUUUAUGGAAGGCGGCACACUGCGCACGCUACUCGAUAACCCGCGGCAGUUUGGUCGACUCACAUGGCCUGCCGACAAGAUCAACAUCGCGCUCGACAUUUGUUCCGCGCUCGUGUACAUGCACAGCUUGAAGCCGCGCCUCAUCCACCGCAAUGUCAAGGCGAGCAAGGUCCUUCUCAACAAGAACCGCUCCGUGGCCAAGCUGAGCGGGUUUGGCGGGUCCAGGAAUCGCGCGUUCGACCAGGAUAUGACCAACAACAUCGGCGACAUCCAGUGGAGCGCUCCGGAGCUCAUCAUGGAGGACGAGGACUACACGGAGAAGGUCGACGUGUACUCGUUCGGGAUGCUGCUCACGGAACUGGACACGGGACUCAUCCCGUUCGCCGACGUCAAGGACUCCAUGCCCACCACGGCGUUCACCAACAAGAUCGUGUCCGGCGCGCUGCGACCGCAGCUCAGUCCCGACUGUCCCGCGGAGAUUGCCAAUGUUGUCAAGCACUGCCUCCAGCAAGAUCCGCACAUUCGUCCGAGCAGCGACCGCGUCCUGCAGAUGCUUCUCGCGGCCAAAGCCGAGUUGGUCGCCACCCCGCCGCCGACUGUCGUAUGAUAGAUUAGUAAUACUAACGUUAUUGGAUACUAGUAGUAAGUACGCCGUACUUUACUGCACGGUGGUGGUGGCACCACAGGAUGCCACGUCAUAGUCGUAGGAUCGUCGAGAAUAACCGGAUAACAUCCGGUCGAGAGUAUCCGGAGAACAAGUAUAGGUUAAAUAGAAAAACGUAGGGCAAAAGAUUUGGC